Messenger RNA from Triplophysa rosa, 2824 nucleotides. Its product is annotated as high affinity cGMP-specific 3',5'-cyclic phosphodiesterase 9A-like. Bases 1708 to 2085 code for a protein of 125 amino acids. Gene Ontology annotation, biological process: cGMP catabolic process. Gene Ontology annotation, molecular function: 3',5'-cyclic-GMP phosphodiesterase activity. Lineage: Eukaryota; Metazoa; Chordata; Actinopteri; Cypriniformes; Nemacheilidae. The transcript is spliced from 3 exons. The record is from RefSeq and is a predicted model, not a curated record.
UUCAGUCUUGUAGUUCAAAAAAUCUCUCAGAGAAGGUCCGGAUGUCGAGGAGUUAACUUUAUUUGCUCGAGCCAAACAAAGUGAGAUGUUCAAAGUCAUCUAAAAACCAAGUGUUUUCAGUCUACAGUUAUAGUAAAACUUCUGAAAGGUGGUCCUCUCUAAAACCAAUCAGGUAUUUUCCCGUUAUCUCUUAUUUUUAUUAACCAAUUGUUAAUUGUCUGCCACCAAUAAGUCCCAGGUAACAAGGUACGUAUCUAAUGGUGGUACGCUGGUUAUUACAUCAUUUUUAAAAUAAUUUGCAUACAAUGGUAACUACACGAGACCACCAAACAAGCCACGGUCUCCAUACGAGACGGCGUGGCGUCCGUGCGUAAUCAUGGUUACUUAUAAACAGUGGAAAAUCCCCUGGUUUUAGAGAGAACACAACAGGCUUCAAACUUUAGGCCUCUAAAAACAUCACUGGAUUUUACCUUGUUACAUUGUGCUCAAAUGUGCUUUAAACAUGCAUAAAGUGACAUUAAGUGCAUUUAUAUGAACAAUCAUUGGUUCCAGGUACAGAUUGUGUCAUUAAAUCAUCAAUUCCUCUUCAAAUAAUCAAAUUAUCAUCAUAAACCUACUUAUAUGUAAUUAUUCUUAUUGACUAUGAUUUCAGAUCAACCCAUCUAUGUACUAAUGUUCCUAUGAAUACUUCUCAAUACUUUUUAGGUAUUUUAUCAAGUGCAUUUAUAACUGUGGUGAAAAACAGUGCUCAAUACAUGUAAAAAACAUGUAUAUGUGCCCAGAAAUUACACAAUAGAAGUACAACAGUUCACUUAGCUUUUUUCACAUUUGCUGACAUACCUUGAAAACGGAUAGCCUGAAGUGCUUCUCCUUUUUGGUUGUUGAUGUAUGGCGAAGUGUUUGAAUAAUUAGUCUCAGGUUGUUGAUUGUAAUCCUGUGUGCGAAACGCCAUUGUUCCCUAUGGCGUCGGAUGUAACAGAGCUGGCAGAGAUUUAGGCGGAAGAACAUCAUCGCUCCGUGUGCAUAUACCCCAUUGUAAUGGACAAAAGAAAAUAUUAAUGGCUGGUGGAUGGGGGUGUAAAACCAAUUCCGCUCCUGUGCCUCACUCUUCUCUCGGUUGCCAUGGCCUUGUGUUAUGAGGAUUAAUUAUCCGAGCUAUUACCGGCCUGGCUAUUAGAGGCCAAAUGACUAACUCCAAUUUACCUGUCUAGGGGGGCUGGAAUACAUGUGAAAACCCUAUCAACACACAGAAACAUAUUUAUAGGAGUCUUAAGGGCUCAGCAUAGUCCAGGCGAAUUGCGCUUUCGUUCUGCGUUUGGUGGUAAAACGACGCUCGAAAACGUUGAGAGACGGUAUAGUGUUUUCGAACAACCCAACACCCCUUUGUUUCUGGAGGCGGUGUUUACAUGACGUAUCCAAAUAGCCUCUGUGCACGUGGUCACACAAACAACACACCCACCUAUUACGUAAUGGCCAUGGACCGAUGGUGGCUCGAGGGUGUUUACCGGCCAACACGAACUUUCCUGGAGAGUUCUGUUUGGUUUGCUGCUGUGAACUAGUGAAACGAAUUGUCGUUUGGACCAGAUUUUGUUCGAAAUCAGGUCACAGAUGGUCGUUUUUCGAUUUCGAAUGUAGUAUGCUGAGCCCUUUAGUGUGCUAUGUUAUUUUUUUUAGGAAAAGUUCACACAAGUAGAUAUACUUAUUUUGAUGACUGCAGCCGUGUGUCACGACCUGGAUCAUCCUGGGUACAACAAUACGUAUCAGAUUAAUGCACGCACAGAGCUGGCCGUGAGGUACAAUGACAUCUCCCCUCUGGAGAACCACCACUGUGCUGUGGCCUUUCAGAUAUUCUCUCAGCCAGACUGUAACAUCUUUGCCAACUUCGAUCCUGAAGCUUUCAAACAGAUUCGUCAGCGAACUAUCACUCUGAUACUGGCCACAGACAUGGCUCGACAUGGAGAGAUUCUGGACUCUUUUAAACAGAAAGUGGAUAACUUUGACUUCGCUAAUGAGGAGCAUGUUACUUGUGUGAGCUUUCUUUACAGUACCUACAUGCAAAAGUACAAUGGUAUUACCAUUUUUUAGACAUGUCCCCUCAAGGUCCAUGUAAAUACUACUAUGAUAGGAAUUUGGUAAUCAUUACCAUAAGAUAUAAUCCAGUACCCGCCUAGUAUGUAUAUUGUAGGGGUUGAUGGCCAUGUUUUAAACCGUUUUUGAAACUAUAAAACUGUUUUUUUCACCUUAAAAGGGAGGGUUAUUUUCAACAUGCUGGGUCAAAAUGGGGACACAAAUUAACUUGUGUCAACCCAGAAUUCUGGCUUUGUCCCUUUUUGACCAACUGCAAAUAAACCAUUUUAUUUAGAGUGGGUGGUACAUGUUAAAAAAUGAAACACUGACACCAUAUGUACACACUUAAAUCACAAAAAUGUAUGUUGAAAAAUUUUUGAAAUCAGAAAUAAUUUAUUACACUUAGACAAGACUGUUGGUCAUUUUGGAACAGACUGUUUGAAGGGCAAUGAAAGAAACCAGCUUAAUUACGCCUAAAAGUCUAUUGCCCGGUUUCAGAGGCUUGGCUUAAGCCAGGACUAAGCCUUAGUUGAAUUAGGAUAUUUAGGUUGCUUUAAAAAAAAAAUGCUUUAGAAAAAAAAAAAACAUUACUAUUGUGCAUCUUGAGAAGCAAUGAUGAACAAUAAACAAGAUAUUUUAAGGGAAGUCAUUUUUUUAGUUAAGACAGCUCAAACAUUAAUUUUAGUCUGUGGCUAGUCUUAAACCUUGUCUGUGAAACCGGUCAUAUACAGCAGCAGAAAAAAUCUAAGAGACAAUU